AUCCAAGUAGAAUGGACUUUUACAACUAUCAUCUUAAUACAGAUUGGAAUAUGGAUAAUGAUUUAUAUUGGGGUUGUGAUGUAGAAAAAUGUGAAUAUUGGGAUCUUGAUGUUGAAUUUCUCACUAGCACGAAAGCACUAGAAUACGGAGGGACAGAAGUAUGUAAUGAAUGCUGGGAUAUAGAUGAUCAAAAGUGGAUUCGUGUAGGAAUUCAGAGCGUAGCAUUAAAAACAAUAAAUAAUCCAAUAGAUCCAAUCUCAGAUCUUUUGAAUGAAAUCGAAUCAAAUAUUCAAGUAGUUGAUGACCCACAUUUUAUUAGAUGUUUAGCUUUUGAUAAAUUUAUUUUACCAACAUCAACAUUACCUUCUUACAAAUUACAUUCGGAGGCAAUUUAUACAAGUAGACUUUUUAAUACCACAAGUUCAAAACCAGUAAAUGCAUCAAAUUCUACGAAAAUAUUCAGUGAGACAACUAAAUCAACUCUUAAAUCUCUUUGUGAAGUUUCAAAAUCCAUUGGAUUUAGUAAAUUACUUAGUAAUUUUGAUUACUGA
Molecule: messenger RNA, 551 nt
Organism: Dentiscutata erythropus
Lineage: Eukaryota; Fungi; Glomeromycota; Glomeromycetes; Diversisporales; Gigasporaceae
Source: the annotation of a GenBank genome assembly